Molecule: messenger RNA, 944 nt
Organism: Mixia osmundae IAM 14324
Lineage: Eukaryota; Fungi; Basidiomycota; Mixiomycetes; Mixiales; Mixiaceae
Exons: 4
Coding region: 1-759 (252 amino acids)
Molecular function (GO): oxidoreductase activity
Source: RefSeq, a predicted model, not a curated record
AUGGCAGAGCAAACAAUUGCUCGAUACCGACCCUACGCUCAUGCAUCACCCGCCUGGGUCAAUGAGCUCGAGCUCGAGAAAGUCAUCGAAUUAGCGAAAACUCAAGCCGUCAAACCGAAGAUAUUGGUUCUCUUUGGCAGUUUAAGAGAGAGGUCGUUCUCCAAGCUGACGGCCUAUGAAGCGGCUCGCAUUCUCGACAGGAUAGGCGCGGACGUACGCGUUUAUGACCCUACAGGUCUGCCUAUGAAGGACGAGAUCUCAGUCGAGCACGAAAAAGUACAAGAGCUCCGCGCACUCAGUCUGUGGAGUGACGGUCACUUUUGGUGCUCGCCCGAGCAGCAUGGCACCAUGACAGCCGUCUUCAAGAAUCAGAUCGACUGGAUUCCACUUUCCACAGGUUCCGUCAGACCGACACAAGGUAGAACGCUCGGGCUCUGUCAAGUGAACGGCGGGUCGCAAUCGUUCAAUACAGUCAACCUGCUACGACAACUCGGUCGAUGGAUGCGCAUGUGGACCAUACCCAAUCAGUCAUCUAUACCCAAAGCAUGGACGCAAUUCGACAAGAGCGACAGAUUGAUGCCUUCUGGUAACCGUGAUCGAUUGGUCGACGUCUGCGAAGAGCUCGUCAAAGCGACCAUACUGCUUCAGCCCCAUCUGGAACUCCUCGGUGAUCGUUACUCAGAGCGUGCAGAGCGAGCAGAGCAUGGCCGACUGCGCACUCAGGCCGAGACCGAGCUGGCCAAAAGCGCACCCUCCUGAGCGUGCUAGCCUAGUCCAUCGCAGGCACAACACGGAUCUGCGUUUCGGCAGCACAAAGUUGCUUCGCGUGCGGGCGCGCAGACGUGGCUGGUACACAUGUACACUGCAAGAGGCGGCAAGCGCGCAGCUACAAAGCUACCGACAUGCCGACCAUCAUGAUCACAGGCAAUGUCCAGUCACCAAAA